CAUUGCCAUGCGUGACGUCACAGCCCGAAGGAGAAGCGAGGAGUGAAAUGGAUGGAGCAAAGCAACAGAGGCGAAUCUYAAGAAUUUGAACCAAAAUGUGCCGAAAAAAACCUUAGAUUUGUAGUUUUGAAUCUCCAGAUACCAUAAACCAAUAUCUACAGGUUUUCCUGUGGAAUGGUUUGGCUGUCUCUUUUCUACAAGGGUGAGAAUACGGUACAAUUCUGCAUGAUUUUGGCAUCAAAACAAGAACGAUGCGUGUACGAAUUGACUUCUGCUGGACAACGAUUUGGCUUUUCUUAAUGUGUUUAUUGGACUUAAGUUAUGAACAAAAUGUCCCCAAGAGAAAGGCAUUUCAUAGGAUUCCUCUUCUCCGAACUAAGAGAGAUCUACGUGAUUCAAAUGGUGUGCCGAUGGAGAACUUAAAGGGUCGGCCGGGGCAAGGAUAUUACAUUGCUACUAAUUUAGGAAAACCGCCACAACGGAUUAAUGUUCUUGUUGAUACAGGAAGUAGUAACUUUGCUGUGGCAGCUUCACCUCACCCCUAUGUUCCGUAUUAUUUUCAUAUUGAAAAAUCAACCACAUACAAGGAUCUAAACACAGUAGUUUCUGUUCCAUAUACUCAAGGCAACUGGGAAGGAGAGCUGGGCUCUGAUCUCUUGAAUUUCAUAGAAGGUCCUAAUGCUACGGUCAGAGUAGAUGUUGCUAGUAUUUUGUCGUCAGAGAACUUUUUUAUCAAUGGCUCCAUGUGGGAGGGGAUUCUUGGGCUUGGCUAUGCUAGAUUGGCAAAGCCUGAUUCUAGYGUUGUUCCAGUAUUUGACCAGUUUGUAAGGGAAAAAGCUGUACAAAAGGACUCCUUUUCAAUGCAGCUGUGUGGUAGCAGUGAAAUAGAGCCCUCAGCCGAACCAACUGUAGCUGGCACUAUGGUAUUUGGUGACAUAGAUGAUGAACUUUAUAAGGGUGAUCUUUUAUACACUCCAAUCGUCAAGAAAUGGUAUUAUGAAGUAGUUAUAACAGAUAUCGCUGUAGAUGGAGAAAGCCUUGCCUUAGACUGUAAGAAGUACAAUUAUGACAAGACUAUCGUAGAUAGUGGAACGACAAACCUAAGAGUUUCUGAGCAAGUGUUUAAUUCUAUUUUGGACAGACUAAGAAAGUUUGACAGGCUUGGCGUUCCGGAUGACUUUUGGUAUGGUAGACAAAUGAUGUGCUGGAAUUAUGACAAGACGCCGUGGGAAGAGUUCCCUGAUAUGUCUMUAUCUCUUUUAUCAUCUAUUGGUGCGUCAAAAGAGUUCCGACUAAAAAUACCUCCACAGCUCUACCUAAGAGAAACCAUUGAACAUGGACCACUUUUGGGUCAACAUUGCUAUAAAUUUGCCAUCACAAAGGCUGAAAAAGGUACUGUGAUUGGUGCAGUAAUAAUGGAAGGCUUUUACGUAGUGUUUGAUAGAGAGAAUGUUCAAGUUGGGUUUGCAGCAACCACUUGUGGAGCUGAAGGUAGAUUGAAYCCGAGGUCAGAAGUUUCUGGUCCCUUUAGCAGAGAUCCUGUAGACUGUGAAUACAUAGAAACCGAAAGUUCAGAUACUGCACUGUUAACAGUAGCGUAUGUCAUGGCAGGAGUAUGUGGACUGUGUUUAUUACCUAUAUUUAUUCUGCUUGGGCAAGCAAGCUGUCGACGGAAGAAAGAGAACAGAUUGCUGGGAGGGAGUGAAUUUCAGUAAAGGCCACUAGAUAUAAUAAAUCAGUUUAGUGAUUAAAAAAUUAUUUUAAAAUUAUUAUAAGGUAUAUAUUUCUUUUAAGACCAUGGUAAUGGAUUUAUCCUAUCAUAGUUAACAAUAUUUGCUCUCUGUAUCAGUAUUAUGCAAGCUACAUAAAUUAUAUUGAUAAACACUUGCGACAGCACUUAUUGUUAAAUAAUAUUGUAUUUAUAUACUUAAUGAAAUCAUAGUACAAUAAUGUAAUAACCAAAUUGAUAUUAAAUUGUUAAUGCUGAUUAUUAAUUAGGUAAUUAAUUAGUCAAUCAAUUGAUUAAUUAGRGAAUAGAAAUAUAGAAAGUAGUUCUACGCAGCUGCCAUUAAUGUUGUCACACAACACUCACUCCCCUAAGAAGCUCCUAAUUUAGCUACUUAGGUGAGUUGUGUGAUGACGCUAAUAGCAGCUGCGUAGGAGACUAUAUAGAAAGCUGCAUAAUUUUCCUUUAUAUCUAACAUACAAAAAUACGGAACAAUGGUCGUAAUAAUAAACAAUAGGACCCCCAAAAUUGGUUUCAGUAGCUUUUGUUGAUAGGCUGUUUGUAGUAUGUCAGUAGGUUGUCAGUAUACUAGGUUAUCAACAGAUUUUCAGUAGGCUGUGUGCGGUUUUUAGGCAGAUAUUGAUUAUUAGCUUGAUGGCAGGUUAUGGGUUAUGCUGUUGGCCAACAACUUACCAACACCAAUUUGGUGAUUCUAUUUUUUACUAUUAUUGCAUGUAUCUAAAACACAAGGCUUCAUUCAUUUCAUUUGUGACCCAUAAAUAUACAGUCACACAAUUUGUAAAUUAAUUUUUUUGUAACAAAGUGGGAAAAUAAAAAAAAGAAAACA
This is a messenger RNA of Actinia tenebrosa (Australian red waratah sea anemone), 2573 nucleotides long. Its product is annotated as beta-secretase 1. Gene Ontology annotation, biological process: amyloid-beta metabolic process; membrane protein ectodomain proteolysis. Gene Ontology annotation, cellular component: endosome; plasma membrane; trans-Golgi network. Gene Ontology annotation, molecular function: aspartic-type endopeptidase activity. NCBI's taxonomy places the organism in Eukaryota, Metazoa, Cnidaria, Anthozoa, Actiniaria, Actiniidae. The record is from RefSeq and is a predicted model, not a curated record.